This is a messenger RNA of Huiozyma naganishii CBS 8797, 1938 nucleotides long. RefSeq names its product DNA-binding transcription factor SWI5 (gene SWI5). Gene Ontology annotation, molecular function: DNA-binding transcription factor activity, RNA polymerase II-specific; RNA polymerase II cis-regulatory region sequence-specific DNA binding. The record is from RefSeq and is a predicted model, not a curated record. The transcript has a single exon. Gene Ontology annotation, biological process: regulation of transcription by RNA polymerase II. NCBI's taxonomy places the organism in Eukaryota, Fungi, Ascomycota, Saccharomycetes, Saccharomycetales, Saccharomycetaceae. Gene Ontology annotation, cellular component: nucleus. The coding region runs from base 1 to 1938 and encodes 645 amino acids.
AUGGAUACCCGAACUAGAAAUAACACCUGGGUCAUGAAUCCAAGUGAUCACCUUGACAAAUUUGAUUACAAUUUGAAAAGUGAAGAAAACUUGAUGGACAGCCACAACAACAAUAUAGACGUGGACAAUAUCGAUCCCUUCUUGGAUUUAGAUACGGAACUAAACAACUUUUACAUGCCAUUGGACGCCGAAGGCUCCGAAAAUGGCUCCCCCGCUGAUGAUUUGGACAAUUUCGAUUCGUUGACUGCACUGCCAGCGAACGAGGCGAUAAAUUGGGAUGACUUCGACUUUGACGUUUCUCCUACCGCUGAUGCAAUGCAGGGCCAAAAUCUGGACAACUUAGGUGUAACUGAACUCGAUAAUACCAACUUAAUGGUUGACGGGUCGAUGACAACGUUGGAAACUCCUUUGCUACAAAAGCAGAAGGAGUUGAAUGAGGCCUUACUGAGACAGCGAGAGGUGAAUUCGAAGCUGGAACGAGAACUGAAGCAGACUCGUCUACAGCAGAUGAAACUUCAAAACAAGUUGAGAGAGCAGGAAAACCUUGCCAGCAAACGGUUCGCCUUAGGAGAUAUCACGUCUUCGUCGCGGCUAAACCGAACACCUUCUGGGAAGGAGAAUAUUUUCGCUCAGGCGAAAAGUGCAAACUCGUCCCCAAGCAAGAAACAGCACACCUCCAAGUUGUCCUUCGUCUCUCCAUCGUCGAAUACAACGGUGUAUGGCUCGCCAAAGAGAAGGACUUACCGAGCGAAAGCAAUGAUACUGAAUAAAGAUUUGGAAAACAACAGGAGCGCCGCUAAGGAUCAAAAAAUUAAAAUUGAUUUCGAGACCUCAUUGGCGCCUACAGUUUUCAAUAAUAACGAGAAUGCAAGCCUGUACUCGUCACCAACUCAAAGCAGAAGACCCUCGAUUGCGUCUUCCCCUGUGCAACCAGACUCUAGUAAUGUUUCGCCCGUCGUGCAUGCGGAUACAAGACGCAACAGUACCAAGAGAAAUUCCAUCACUUUCAUCCCACUAAUAAACAACUUCAACAAGAGAUCGCCUUCAGGAAGAAAGAGCUACACAUUAAAUAAUCAAGACAGCCCUAUCAGGAUAAAAAGGCACGUAAGUAAGGGCAAUACGAGAGACCUCCAACUGCCCCCACCUUUGGCGAAUGAGAAUAUCAAGGGGACCAGUGCGUUCAGAGAUUUGACAAAGGCCCCACAGUUGGCACCCCCCAACGAGUUUUCUAGUGUCAUUAUUGAGGACUCGCCAGUGUUGAGUCCAGACCAACCGGGAAAUACCGAGCUGGAAUGGGACCGGGAAAGCAAAGGAAGUUCCCAGGAACCUGAAAGUGUUUUCGUCAUGUCGCAGACUUCUUCUCCUGUUUUGAAGUCGCAGGGCCAUUUCGACGGAGAAUCGCCAACCUUUGGUUAUCACAGCAGAGAUAUCGACACUCUACUGCCGAUCAGUCCCUUGAAGAUUACUAGGAAACGAACCACUCUUCCUAGGGGGUCCAUUGACCGCUACGUGAAGGAGCUACCAGACAAAUCAUUCGAAUGCCUGUACCCAGAGUGCAAAAAGCUGUUCAAAAGAAGGUACAACAUACGAUCUCAUAUACAAACGCACCUCGAGGACCGGCCGUACACUUGUGACUUCCCCGGCUGCACGAAAGCCUUUGUCAGAAAUCACGACCUCGUAAGGCAUAAAAAAUCUCACUCCGAAAAAGCGUACGGUUGCCCUUGCGGAAAGAUGUUCAACAGAGAAGAUGCCAUGAUUGUUCACCGCAGCAGGAUGAUCUGUGUUGGUGGCAAGAAAUACGAAAACGUGGUGAUCAAGCGGUCACCGCGAAAGCGCGGCAGACCGAGAAGGGAGUCAUUGACAAGCGAUGAGUUUGAUGAUGAAAACCACUCAGUGGAUGAAAACAACCGGGGCGCGACAGAUAUCACUCUGUUCUGA